GUUUACUUUUUGGCCGUUGGGACUUUUCCACUCUAUCUCUCUGUUGUGUUCUCUGUAUAAAGACUACUUCCAGUUCCAUCCAUAUCCAUCCAAAAUCACCAGCGGUGCUAAUUAUUUUCGCUUUUAGUUUAAUUUAAAAAAAAAAAAAUCAAAACUUUAUUUAUUUAUAUAUUUUUUUAAAAAUUUCUGCUUCAUUAUUAUGCCAACCAAAUUGUUCAAUAAAAUACUCGUUUAAAAUAGUAACCAGAUACUAUGAAGGGGGUGCUUUGAUUAAAAACUCUUGGACAUGUCGGUAAUUAUUGGACUUUUCUUUUCUUUUCUCACCAAAAAAGAAACUAACUAAAUACAUGUAGUAUCCUGGGCUGAUCUGAUUGUUCUGGUCAGUCAGUAUUUUCUCAUACUUGACAUACUUUCGUGUUCGUUUCAGAAGAUUCUAACUACCCUUUUCUUGUAAGUUUUUAGUAAUCACGUUUGGAGGAAAAAAGAAAUAUUUUUAGUUUUUACUGUGUAUAUUUAUAUUCGUGGAGUUGAGAAAGUGAAGAUAUGGUUGUUUGGGAUCUAUAAACUUCGAUUUGAUUGUCUGAGGCGAGAAUGUGGAUCUUGUAGAGGUCGGUUUGAUCGAGACGAGGGUAUAUAUAUUUGAUUGGCUCAAGGCAUAAAAAAUUUAAGUGGAAAGCUGAGACCUCGAUUAGGGCUUUUUUUUUUUUUGGAGUUGCUCCACUUUCUGUGAAAAAGGAGGUGAGUUUAGCUCUGAUCUUGCUGGGUUUUUGGUUUUGGAAUCUGGGUUUGGGUGUGUUCUUCUGGGUUUGGCAUCAGUGAGACCAGAGUUGACUGGGUAAAAGGGAAGCUCACUUUAUAAGUCUAGUUGCAGUUGAUGGUUAGAAUGGAGUUGUGAUUUAGGAAAGAAAAUAUGCUAAUAGAGGUCCUCAGUGUUUAAGUUUUAAGUACGAUGGGGUGCAGCUGCUCUAGGAUCACGUCUUGUUGCUGGAAUUCACAGUUCAAGGCUGCUGUGCUUGAAGCUCCUGAUGUUGAGAAUGACGAGAACAGUGAGGUCAGCGAUGUCCCUGCAUUCCGUGAGUACACACUAGAGCAGCUUAAAAAUGCAACAUCUGGUUUUGCAGUGGAGAAUAUUGUGUCUGAGCAUGGAGAAAAGGCUCCAAAUGUUGUCUAUAAAGGAAAGCUGGAGAAUCAAAGGAGGAUUGCUAUUAAGCGCUUUAACAGAAUGGCAUGGCCUGAUGCGCGCCAAUUUCUGGAAGAAGCAAGAGCAGUUGGUCAACUACGCAAUAAUAGAUUAGCAAAUCUCCUUGGUUGUUGCUGUGAAGGUGAUGAGAGGUUACUUGUAGCAGAAUAUAUGCCCAAUGAGACUCUUGCUAAACAUCUUUUCCAUUGGGAGACACAGCCUAUGAAAUGGGCAAUGCGAUUGAGGGUUGUCUUACAUCUUGCACAAGCUCUAGAGUACUGCACAAGCAAAGGGCGUGCCCUUUAUCACGACCUUAAUGCUUACAGAGUCUUAUUUGAUGAGGAUGGCAAUCCAAGACUCUCAACAUUUGGCCUGAUGAAGAACAGUAGGGAUGGAAAAAGUUAUAGUACGAAUCUGGCAUUUACUCCUCCAGAGUAUUUAAGAACUGGGAGAGUAACUCCAGAAAGUGUUAUAUAUAGCUUUGGCACUCUUCUGCUCGAUCUUCUCAGUGGAAAGCAUAUUCCCCCCAGCCACGCCCUUGACCUCAUAAGGGACAGAAAUCUCCAGAUGCUAACUGAUUCCUGCUUGGAAGGGCAAUUUUCUGAUGAUGAUGGCACUGAGUUGGUACGGUUGGCUUCUCGAUGUCUGCAAUAUGAACCUCGAGAGCGUCCAAAUCCAAAGUCAUUGGUGGCUGCUUUGACACCUCUUCAAAAGGAAACUGAGGUUCCUUCGCAUUUGUUGAUGGGUAUUCCUCAUAUUGAUUCAUUCUCGCCUCUGUCCCCCCUCGGUGAGGCUUGCUCUAGAAGGGACUUAACUGCAAUACAUGAGAUCUUAGAGAAUAUUGGCUACAAAGAUGAUGGAGUGACAAACGAGCUUUCCUUCCAAAUGUGGACUGACCAAAUGCAAGAAACAUUGAACUCAAAGAAAAAGGGUGAUGCUGCUUUCCGGCAAAAAGACUUCAGCGAAGCAAUUGAGUGUUACAGUCAGUUCAUUGAUGUUGGAACCAUGGUUUCUCCAACUGUAUUUGCACGGCGUAGUUUGUGUUAUCUCAUGAGCGACAUGCCUCAGGAAGCGCUAAAUGAUGCAAUGCAAGCCCAAGUCAUUUCUCCCGUGUGGCACAUUGCUUCUUAUCUCCAGUCUGCCGCCCUCACUGCAUUGGGAAUGGAGACUGAAGCUCAAAUGGCACUUAAGGAGGCUUCAACUCUUGAAGCUAAGAGAAGUGCAAGUUCUGGGCAGAAGUAAAAGACAAUGUGGGGAUUCGUGAAGUCUUAUUUUACGUCCAAUCCGAGCUGUCCCUUUUAUGAAAGAUGGCAGCAUGGCACUAAUAUGAUUGUUAAAUUUUCAAUCAGCCAAUGGACGGAGAAUCUACAUUCAACAUCAAUACGUGACAAUACAAAGAAAUUGCUUUCUUCAGUGAAAACUGACUUGUGUCAUAUGAGGAGUUUGGGAUUUUCUAGCCCGUGUUUUUUCUAUAGGCAUGUGAGGAGUUCUUUCGUUCCUGGUGUGGUUUGAUCAGUUGUGCACCAAAAAACUUACUCCCAGAUUCAUUGAAAGUGGAAGAAACCAUUUCUUUUCUUAAUUCCCCCAAACCCGCCAAAAGAUAAAAGAGGGUGGUAUUGGAGGUGAAAAUUGUUCUUAAGCGAGCUAUUUCUGUAUAGAUUCUGUGAGCUAUGGUGUCUUACUGCUCCUUGUUUUGUUGGUUUUGGACAUUGAGUUCUCAACAUAGGAAUUCUAUACCCCUGAAACCCUUUCCGCCGU
This is a messenger RNA of Carica papaya (papaya), 2938 nucleotides long. RefSeq names its product serine/threonine-protein kinase BSK3. The record is from RefSeq and is a predicted model, not a curated record. Gene Ontology annotation, molecular function: protein binding; protein kinase activity; ATP binding. Gene Ontology annotation, biological process: brassinosteroid mediated signaling pathway; protein phosphorylation. NCBI's taxonomy places the organism in Eukaryota, Viridiplantae, Streptophyta, Magnoliopsida, Brassicales, Caricaceae.